Onthophagus taurus is the source of this 1425-nucleotide messenger RNA. Its product is annotated as protein charybde-like. The record is from RefSeq and is a predicted model, not a curated record. NCBI's taxonomy places the organism in Eukaryota, Metazoa, Arthropoda, Insecta, Coleoptera, Scarabaeidae. Gene Ontology annotation, cellular component: cytoplasm. Gene Ontology annotation, biological process: regulation of TOR signaling; negative regulation of signal transduction; apoptotic process.
CUUGGUUACAGUCGGUGUUGGGACGUCGAGUUGGCUGGGUCUCACAACCAGGCAAUUUUCGAUUUCACCAACAAAAUCAUUUAAACAAAUAAUUAACAAUAUCAUUCAUAACAAUAAUCUAAUAAUUUAUAUUAAAUUAAAUCCCACUAUUAAAUAGUAACACUUUGACUGAUUUUUAUUCGUGUUGUUUGUUGUCUUUGUUCUUUUUGGGACGUUCAAAUAAGAAAGAUAAUGGAAAGUUAGACAAAAAAAAUUACUAAAAUGUUUAAAAACGGUUUUCAAGAAGAACGAGUCGAAGCCGAUUCCAGGCUUCAACACGUCUUCAGCAAAUUGACCGGUGUUUUUCCGAAAGCUGGCGACUUGGGAAACGGUCAAAAUCAAAAAGUUAUGUCUUCAGAUAUUAUUGAAUCAGUUCUCGCCGAUUCACCAAUUCCAGUUCAAAAUUGGAAUUUCGAUUCAUAUUCAUCCCAAGAAGAUUGUAAUUCAUCAUCGAUUACUUCAUUAUCGAAUCGUUUGGAAAUGGAAUUAAGAACGGCAAAGCGUACCCAUUUAUCGUGCGGUGAAGUUUUGUUACCAUGCGGGCUUCUUCAACGGAUUGCGAGGGAUGUGUUGGCUAUGGCCGAAUCAGAACCUUGUGGGUUAAGAGGUUGCGUGCUCUAUUUGGAGUUUGAAGGUGAAAAUGGCAACAUGAAGUUAUCAACGAUUAAAUGUGACCCAAUGACAGCUGCUACCUUUGAGUUGUAUUUAACAUUGAAGCAGUCUGUUGCUGGAUGGAAUUCGUUUAUACCACAAUUUAUUAAGAAUUUAACUAGAGGAGCUGGAACGGUUAUGAUAAGUCCAGCUUAUACAUUAAGCAAAAAUAAAUUGUAUCGAUCUUAUAUUGAUUGAGGAUGAGAUGGAGGAUGGUGAAGAAAAGUGGUUGUUUUUUUGAAGACUGACGAAUCAAGAAAAAUAGAAGACGUUGAUGAAAACGAAAUAUUUAAAACAUUUUUUUGUAAAUAUGAGUGGGUCGAUUGAAAAUUCUACGGUCUAAUUACAUGAUUAUUUCUUUUUUCUUAUUGGGUUGAUCAUAAAAUUUUCAGUUGUCCUACGAUAUAAUUAUUUAAAAAGAUUAUCACGAAUUAUUAAGGAAAAAAGCUUUUUCAAAGCGAGGUGGUGAUAAAGUAUUAGUAGUUGUUUAAGGUAAUCGACUGAAAAGAAGAAGAUUUCGCCCCUGAAUUUCUUAUGUGAGCCUUUUCGGUGGUGAUAUUAAACAAAAAUUGAAUGAAUUUUCAAGGUGAUAUACAAAAAAAAUUAUUUAAAAAGAAUAUGUAACGAUCUUUAUAUCCAAUGUAAUGAGUACCUGCGUAAUUUUGCCCCCUUUAUUUUUGUAUUAUUUUUUAUUUAAACAAAUAUCGUACUUAUAAGUUAAGAAUUAGAAUUUUU